UAAAGUUUGACUCCACGUUGGAAGUAGAGUGAGAGAGAGAGAAAACAGGGCCGGGACGGUCCACGAUCAGUUUUUAAGCUAUUUGUCAAGUAGCUUAGCCGAAAAAUUGGAAAUUCUAUGAUUUUUUUGUCCGCCGCUUGGCAGACUGACAGUUUACAAUCGGGGCUAUGCGUUCCGUGAGUGGAAGAACUUGUCGAUAGACAUUUAAGCCUAACAUCGAAAUAUCUGUGGAUAUAAAAGAACGACCAAACGAUCAAAUAACAAACCAGCCAACGACCGAUCUCUUUUUCAUAUAGCUAUAGGCUACUAUUGGGAAAAACCGGACAGACGCCUGUGAUCCGCCCUCAAGCUUUCGAAAUUGUGGGAAGUUCACGCGAGUCAAUAUGGAAGCCACAUUCUAUGAUGAGUCUCUCAACGCAUCCAUGCCUCCCCAACAAAAAAAUGUUGGAUGUGGAUAUAAUGCGAAGGCGCUGAAGCUAAAUAUGACCCUAGAUCUGAAUGAUCCAAUGAAACACCUAAAGCCGCACCUUCGCGCCAAGGCAAUGGACAUACUGACAUCACCCGACGUUGGGUUGCUUAAACUGACGUCGCCUGAAUUGGAGCGUCUGAUUGUACAGUCUUGUAACAGUUUGACAACGCCGACUCCUUCUCAAUUCAUCUCUUCCAAGAAUGCCACCGACGAGCAGGAGGGCUUUGCUGAAGGCUUUGUCAAGGCUCUUGAGGAGCUCCACCAUCAACAACACAUGCCCGUUAUGGACUCAGCGGAUCAAGGGAUGCCAACAUCCACCGAUAUGGCAUCUGUGAACUCCGAUCAGGGAAACGUAUCGCUGAACAGUUCUGUCCGUAUGGAUCCACCAGAAUACUCGAGCCUGAGUUCACUCGGCCGCGCACCUGCGUACACCGACUCCAGCUCCAUUGUGAGUUACGCGACUAUGUCCGCGCAAAACGCACCAGGCCCUCGAGUGCCAUGCCACCACCCGCUACAGCAGGCGUACAAAGAGGAGCCACAGCGAGUUCCUGAUAUGAACAGCGACACCCCUCCCUUGUCUCCAAUUGACAUGGAGAACCAAGAGAGGAUUAAAGCAGAGAGAAAGCGCAUGCGAAACCGGGUCGCUGCGUCAAAGUGCCGGAAAAGAAAGCUCGAGCGACUCUCGAGACUGGAGGAAAAAGUCAAAUUCCUAAAAACUCAGAACACAGAGUUGUGCUCAACAGCUAACAUACUGCGAGACGAGGUUGCGCAGCUCAAACUAAGGGUCAUGGAUCACGUAAACAGCGGCUGCCAUCUCAUGUUGACGCAGCGGAUAAAGGCUUUUUGAGUGGGAUUGUGAACAUUUUAAUGGACUUAGUUUUUGGAGAUAGCCAAGGAUUUAACGUAGCACUUAAAAGACUUUAAAAUCUUCAGCACAUAGAUUGGGUUUCCUCAAUUUCCUUAUAGCCUAGUCAUAAACUGCAAUGAAUUCUUAAAGUAUGCUUUUGGACGUUUGACCUUGUCACCAGCAAACUUCUGCAGUAGGCCCUCUGAUUUUCCAAAAUUAGAGGUGGAAAGAUUACUAACCACAUGAAAAGCCAAUUAGUUAUUGAUUGUACACAUUUCAUGUUGGGUCCGUUGCUGAAACUGAAUCUUACUAUGCUGAACUUUUGUUUACAAUUUUGUUAAUAAAAGAAUAAUUUCACACUGAA
Molecule: messenger RNA, 1680 nt
Organism: Alosa alosa (allis shad)
Lineage: Eukaryota; Metazoa; Chordata; Actinopteri; Clupeiformes; Clupeidae
Product: transcription factor Jun-like
Exons: 1
Coding region: 384-1316 (310 amino acids)
Biological process (GO): regulation of transcription by RNA polymerase II; regulation of cell cycle; regulation of cell population proliferation
Cellular component (GO): transcription regulator complex
Molecular function (GO): RNA polymerase II cis-regulatory region sequence-specific DNA binding; DNA-binding transcription factor activity, RNA polymerase II-specific; transcription factor binding
Source: RefSeq, a predicted model, not a curated record